Mobula hypostoma (lesser devil ray) is the source of this 719-nucleotide messenger RNA. Its product is annotated as hemoglobin subunit alpha-like. Gene Ontology annotation, cellular component: hemoglobin complex; blood microparticle; haptoglobin-hemoglobin complex. The transcript has 3 exons. Gene Ontology annotation, biological process: hydrogen peroxide catabolic process. Gene Ontology annotation, molecular function: haptoglobin binding; heme binding; oxygen binding. Lineage: Eukaryota; Metazoa; Chordata; Chondrichthyes; Myliobatiformes; Myliobatidae. The coding region runs from base 84 to 512 and encodes 142 amino acids. The record is from RefSeq and is a predicted model, not a curated record.
CGAAUUGCAGUAAAUACGGACACAUCAAGCCAGAGGCAUCUCCUGGUUAUUGAGAGAUCGGAAAAGGCGAGAACUCUGCAACAAUGGUAUUCUCUGACAGCGAGAAACAGAUUAUAGAAGAAAUUGGCAACCACAUCAAGGCAAAUGCUGAAGCUUGGGGUGCGGAUGCUUUAGCCAGGUUGUUUGAGCUCCAUCCUUAUACUAGGAUAUAUUUCAAGGAAUUCACUGGCUUCAAAGCCUGUGACCCAUCGGUCAGAAAUCACGGUCGCCUGGUAAUGAAAGCGGUGGCAGAUGCAGCCCAUGACAUGGACCACAUGGGUAAACACCUGGAAGGGCUUGCCUUUCAAUAUGGUGAAGAACUGCAGGUGGAUCCUCAUUGCAUUCGGCUGUUCGUCAAUUGUAUCGUAGUCACCCUGGCCGUUUCCUUGCCUGCGUUCACCCCUGCACACCACCGUGCACUUGAUAAAUUUCUUGAGGUGGUCUGGUAUGAAUUGAGCUCCAAAUGCCGUUAAAGACCCAAUCAACCAACCAUGGUGAAUGACAGCAAGAUCAUCACUUAAAUCUCCUCCUGUGUGUUUUCUCACGCUGUCUGCUAAUAAAUCAUUAGUCCUGUAAACACAAAAUAAUCUGCUGAUGCUGUUGUCAAAGGAACACUCACAAUGCGCUGGAGGAACUCAGCGGGUCAGUCAGCAUCAGUUGAAAAGAUUAGUCGACGUUUC